This is a messenger RNA of Colletotrichum abscissum, 1374 nucleotides long. RefSeq lists its product as uncharacterized. Bases 1 to 1374 code for a protein of 457 amino acids. The record is from RefSeq and is a predicted model, not a curated record. NCBI's taxonomy places the organism in Eukaryota, Fungi, Ascomycota, Sordariomycetes, Glomerellales, Glomerellaceae. The transcript has a single exon.
AUGCGUUACUCCUUGAACAUCAUCGCCCUCGCGGCUCUCGCGUCGGCCGCGCCCACCACCACCGCGCCCAUGGACUUCGAUGCCAUCAUCGGUGCCGCUGCACCCACCCUGACUGGACCUCCUGCCCUGGCCACUGGCCAGACUGGCGUCUACGACGCGGCUGCUGCAUCUUCAUCCGCCGCCGCCGCUGUCACCGGUGUCGCUUCUGCCAGUGCCACUCAGUCCGUCGCGGCUCGUGGCCUUGACAAGCGCACUUUCUGCUUCUUUGGCUUCUGCUGGGGAUCUCCCUCCACCACUUCGUCCGCCAAGACUACUUCGAUCUGCACUACUUCCACCACUCCCGCUGCCGUGACCACUCCCAAGACUACCGCUCCUGUCACAACUUCGGCCGUGACCACUGCCACUGCCGCCACCAUCACCACUGCUCCUACCGCGCCUUCGACCUGCACCCCGGUCAGCUGGACCAACACCUUCGCGUUCACCACUGCUUCUGGUUGCGCCGAGCCUUUCGAGGUCGGCACUUACUGCGGUUUCAUUAACCCUGAGGACCCUUGCGCUGUCCAGCCCGAUGGAUACGGUACUAAGGUCCAGCCCGACACUGUCGAGGCUUUCCAGUCUUUCGCUCAGUUCCACAAGGAGGCUCAGUCGGCCGCCAACCCUUCCGGAUACGCCAACACCUUCAAGGACCUGAGCGCUGCUGUAAACGCCAACAGCUACCUCGGCCUCUACACCCUCAAGAGCUACGACGUCGCCGCCUGCGCUGCCAAGUGUGACGCCACCAACCUGUGCACCGGUAUCAACAUCUACGUCGAGCGUGACCCCUCCAUCAACCCCUCCGGCUGCUCUUGCACCAACCCUGCCUCCAUCUCCAACUACAAGUGCACUCUCUGGGGCUCCGGCGUCGACAAGGCUGCUGCUGUCAACACUGGCCAGACUCGUGAUGGCUUCCAGGUCGUGAUCACCGGCUCCAACGGCUACGAGAAGACCAACACCACCACUCCCACCACUCCCUCUGGCUGGACCAACCCCCAGGGCUGCGGCGGUGUCGUCCACUCUCACCCCAGCACCUGCAUGGGACAGAAGUUCUUCCCCGGUCCCUUUGAUGCCAGCCUCUGCGCUACCUACGCCGCUGCCCAGAACGUCCAGAACUCCAAGUCUGUCGGCCUCGGCUCCUGGGCCAGCUUCCUCGGCUACAGCCCUCUGAAGUGCAACUUCUUCAACGCCUUCAUGGUCAAGCAAAACGGUAUCGCUAAGGGUACCUACUGCAGUCUCUUCACUCAGCAGUACAAUCCUUCUGCUGCUUCUUACACUCCUUCUUUCUCCGCUGGCUUCUCCUGGAGCAUUGAGAGCUCCUGGUCCUUCUGCUCCAAAUAA